AUGUCGGCGCCCGCUGCCGUGCUGACUUCGCAGUACCCGGAGGAGGCCGAGAGCGCCGGAAAGGGCACCCCGAGCCGCUCCCCACUGCUCAGUGCUACACAACGCGUCAGGCUCCAGCGACGGCAAUGGCCAGCGGCUUCCCCGAGAGCCCUGGCUCUGCUGGCACUGUCCGUGGCCGUGGCGUGUGCUCUGGCAGUGGUCUACUACUUCUACCGCUCCGCGCCGUCGGGCGCACUUCAGAGUCAAGGGGCGCUGGCGACCCGCGCAUGCGUGACGGCUGGCUGCCAAGAGCACGCUUCGUUCUUCCACCGCAGUCUGAACACACGAGUAGACCCCUGCGUGUACCUGGACGCCUACGUCUGCUCCCUCUGGUCGCCAUCUAGCCCCAUGGCGUCGGACCUUGCUGGACAGAUGACUCUGACCCGGGCGUUGAGGGCCACGGAGUCGCUGACUCGGGACGCCACGUCUGAGGCUUUGGACGCGGGAGGCGAACUGGGCGCGCAGCACAAGGUCGUAUCGGCGUUCCUGCGCAAGUGUAUCGCCCAGAAGGACGAUGACCGACGCAGCCUUCUCAGCGUGCGCGAUUUCGCGGCACGCCUGGGUAUCCCGUGGCCGUACGACGCGAACCAUCCCUCGGUGCCGGACACCCACCCCUUUGAAGUGCUCAUCCGACUGGACGGGCGUUGGGGCCUGGAACUGUGGUGUCAGACAACCGUGUUGAAACGCAGGCGUCAAAAACCGAUACCACCCGUGCUGGUGGUACGCAGGACAGAUAUGGCCUCCGCCUGGUUGGGCUUGGUCGACGCGCUCGACAACAACCAAGGACGCAUGGCGUACUACAAAGACAUACACAGGUACACAACCUGGCUGGCACAUUACCGGCGCGCAUCCAACGCCCCGCGCAGCCUCUACGGCGUGCCCGUCCCCGACGCGGCGACCGCCGACAGGCACUUAAAGACCGAACGAGAGGUGUUGACGGCGCUGGCGACCGUCACGAACGAGACCGGCCGCGAGGCCGUCGACACCACGGUCGGCCGUCUCGAGUCGCUCUUCAGCCACUUGGGCGACAUCCCGCUCGUCCAGUUCCUCGUGUCCUUCUUCAACGCCUCGGGGAUCCACGAGCGCAGCCGUGUUUACGUCGAGAGCCGCCGGUUCGUCGUCGCCCUGGACGAGCUGCUGGGCAAGUUCGGCAAGGACCGGCUCAUGGAGCACAUCGCCUGGUGGUUCGCCCAGCUGUGCGCCGUGAUGGCCUCGAGCAAGGCUCGCCUGCUGAUCGGAGGGAACGAGGAAUUCAUCGACAUCCUGAUCGCCCCGACGACGAAACGAAUCCCCGAGGGCGGCGAGGCGUGGCGCUUUUACGAGGGCGAGGGCCGGCUGAUGAAUCCGUACCGCGGACUCCUCUACCGCUACCUGAGCAACACGCUGACCGUGACGCAAGCCGCGACCGCCAGUCCGCUCUUCUACGCCGACUACAGCGGGGGCGGCGUCCUGCGCGCGGCCAGCUUCGGGGGCCUGGCCACCGCCUUCCUGGAAGCCGCGCUCAGAAUGUUCGACAGACGAGGCAUUCGAAUAGACGAAGGCGAGGCCAGGGCCUGGAUGAGUCCGCGUGCCGAGAGACAGCUGUACCGCAGGUUUCACUGCAGUAGCAACAUCGGCGAAAACAUGCUGCAGGUGGCCAGCCUUCGUGUCGCCUGGGAGGCCUACAAGAACGCCUCGUCGGGCGGCGAUUCGUCAUCGGUCGAGGCUCUGGACAUCCUCGACUCGCACGGCAACGCCCAGCGCUACACGUCGGACCAGCUCUUCUUUCUGACCUACUGCCGCCGCUUCUGCAGCACCGGCACCGGCUGCAAAUCGGCCGUGCGCAGCCUGCCCGACUUCGGCUCCGUCUUCGGCUGCGCCAAGGGGCGCCCGGAAGAAGACGAUCUAAGCCUGUGCCGUUUCUUCACGUAGCGUUGACUUUACCGCCUACCGAUCUUACAUUUCUGCUUUGCGUAUAUGCAUACAUACUGCUACUGCGGCCAUCGCUUCUCGGUACUUUGCAUUUGUGCACUCUUUUGCGAAACGCGUUUCAGUUUCGCAAAACUUACCGAUUUUACUGUUAUAUUUCUCGAUUAUGUUUGGGCCUAAAAGAUAGUCCCUUGUGCAUGUAUGCCUCGACUUCGCUUCACACUUUUUUCUUAAUGCAAGUCACAAUUCGAAGGUUCAGUGCUGAUGAUGCUAGAUUGCAACUGUGCGCGCAUAUUAACCUCGAUCAUCCGGGACCUCAGUGCAACACUGAGAGCGAAUGUGGUGUGCGCGCCGUGAAGCGUAAGGGGAGGAAAAUGCAGAACUUGUUUCAAUGACAAGUUUUUUUUUUCAUAUUUUGACAGAACUUAUAACUGGGCGUGAUAUCGUCUUUCUCACAUUUGUGUCCCCUACCAAAUGUAUACUAAUUACGGACGUGGAGGCAUCAGAAUGAUUUGCAAUUUUACUUUCUAAUCGAACUUGAACGUGUCGUCUGCAGCUCUGUCGCAUAUUAUGGGAAAUAAAGACGUUGAUACAACAUC
This is a messenger RNA of Dermacentor andersoni, 2546 nucleotides long. The record is from RefSeq and is a predicted model, not a curated record. Lineage: Eukaryota; Metazoa; Arthropoda; Arachnida; Ixodida; Ixodidae.